ACCCUUAGUACUCAUCCAUCACAUCUUUUGUAGUUUAUAUCCCAGGAAACACGUUCUCCAAAGAGAUUUGACAAUUUCCUGCAAGUCCAGACAUGAAGAAACAUGUGCAAACCGUGCGGGAGCGGAAGGACCGGGUGUUCAACCGCGACUGCGGACCGGAAGUGGACCACUGGGAGGACACCGGGGACACCGGGGACACGGAGGACGAGGAGGCGGAGGAGGAGGAGGAGGGCGAGGAGCAGCCGGCGGUCGUCCAGGAGAUUCCCUGGGAGGAGAUGAAGCGCGAGAUGGGGGCGAUGAACCGCAGCCUGGACGAGAUGCAGGCCCGCCUGGCCGUCGAUCCCUACGAGCUCGUCCCGCCGGCGGACGAGGCGCAGGCGGUGGGCCUGGAGCCGGAGGACGCCCGCUGGCUGAUCCUGAACGGCAGCCGGGAGCCGAGCAUCAGGGACCUGCAGCUGAACCACCUGCGCAUUCGCCGCCAGCUGGACGCCCUCCUCCGCUGCUCGGAGCUGGGCCACGGCCGCAUCCUGGCCCUGGACCGGCUGUACUCGCGCCAGCAGGCGGACCUGGUCACCUGCCGCCAGCAGCACGAGCGCGUGCUCUCCUUCCACCUGACCAAGCAGCUGGAGGCGGGCAAGUGCCUGCAGCGCUACCGCUGUGCUCGGGAUCUGUACGCCAGCUGGCGGGAGCUCUUCGCGAUGGGGCGCCACCUCAAGGAGGCCUACAGGAAGAUCCUGGGCCGCACCCAGUCGCGCCUGGAGUACGUGGAGUUCAAGAGGCGGGCGCUGGACGAGAUCACGGCGGCGCACGAGCAGUGCCUGGGCUCCACGCGCCACCUGCUGUCCCGGGUGCGCGAGGUGGAGCUCGGCCUGGCCCCGCUGGGCUUCUCGCGGGCCCAGUCGCUGGUGUCCCGCCACCUGGGCAGCCAGGGCUCCGGGGCCCCGGCUGCGGGCGCGGAGGAGCACCCGGCGCACCCCGUCAUCGUGAGGGCCAGCCACUGGCAGCGCCGCUCCUUCCGCACCGUCCGCUUCGCGCGCGGCGACCUGCUCCAGCUGCCCGUCGUCGUGCCGCCCGUGGAGCAGACCUGGUACGGCAGGAUGCAGCACAUGCUGCUCCACCCGCCCAAGUUCAGGUAGUGUGCGCAGUUCACUAGCAAAUUCCAGGUUUCAGCAGUUAAUGGACGAAUUCACAUUUUUUGGCCACUGAAAAGUAUGCAAUUAAAAUUACUAUUAUAAAUUGUGUUAUUAAAUUGUUGAAUUUA
Molecule: messenger RNA, 1261 nt
Organism: Drosophila biarmipes
Lineage: Eukaryota; Metazoa; Arthropoda; Insecta; Diptera; Drosophilidae
Exons: 1
Coding region: 93-1136 (347 amino acids)
Source: RefSeq, a predicted model, not a curated record